UUGAUCAACUCCAAUUUGUCUCCUGAGCUGGUUCAGACAUCAAAAUCAGUUCGAUGUACUGAAUUACUGCUUCAAACAGGAACACGGGGAUUUGCUUUCGUCAAUGUUCGAUCCGAAGUCAUGCUGCUCUCGUGUCUUAUUAGUGUGGGAUUCUCGAUGUGAUGCGUGAAUUCUCACUCGAACCAAUCCCUUGAAAACCGCAUUGGAAAAAUCGAAUGUCCAAAGGGAUUAGAAGUGGAGAGAGCGUUCAACUCAACCAAUCGACCUUAAUUUUGUCAUCAUCAUUAAGUUAAUUAACAAAAGUCCCACAAUUAUUUUUUUUUUAUUGCCUCCGCGUGAUUGGAGCUGUUCAACCAACAAGCGCCUCCUAUACAUAUAUUCCAUAUAAUUCAUCACCAUCAAUCUUAUUAACCUCAGCUCUCUCUUAUAACAUCUAGACUGACUAUCUGAUCUUCUUGUUCUCCUUUUCUCUCUAUCCUUCAUGGGCAACUUUGCAUCGACCCACCAUCAACCUAGACCCACUUCAAUAGUCCUCCUAUACGACGGCUCGACCCGAGAGUUUGAGGACCCGCCGACGGUGGCCGAGCUAAUGCUGGAUCACCCGCGGCAUGUGGUGGUGGAGUUCCGCUCUGCUAUUGACGGGACCCGUCGGCCGACCGCGCUACCGGCCGACAAGACCCUCGAGGCCAAGAAACUCUACAUCAUGCUUCCCAUGACGAACAAGCUACAAAGGCACAACCACGGCAGCAGCAGUGGCGGUGGCAACAAGCUGCCCCCGUUAUCAGCCGAGGAGUCGCGCCGCUUCCUGUUGAUGGCUAACUCGGCCCUCCGGUCGCAUUCUUAUAACUCGAAGCCGAAGGCAGCAUUCAUGCCGGUCCUGGCGAGGGUGUGCGCCGAUGCUAAUGGCCACACAAGCGGAGAUCGGAGAUCGUCGUCGUCGUCGUCAUCGGGUAGAGCUGUUUCGUCGAAGGAGGAGAAGGAGGCACAUUCGGAGGAGAGGCACGUGGGGGAGUUCAGGGAGAUCAUGUUAGAGAGCAGCAAUGACAUGGUGAUGAUGAGCAGGCAGGUCUCAGGGAAGGCCUGGAGACCAAGCUUGGAGGCUAUCAUGGAGAAGAACUUGGAGGUGAAGAAGGCCCCUCUCCGCUUGUUUUGAAAUGAGAAAUGGUUGGAAAAGCAAUCACUUGUGUAGUAUGGGUAAAUAGCAUAUCGUGAACAAAUGAUAGACAAAGCGCAUGUUUCUGUUUUUGUAGUUUGAUUACCUUAAUAUGCCACCAUGUGUUAUCUUUUUUCUCCUAACAUUGAAGUGUCUCUAGAGCUUUUCGAGCACUCGACUCAUCCCCGGUGCUUGUAACGACAAUCGACAUCGUCAUGUAUUAAUCGGUAAUUACAAGAGCACGCAAGUCGUCCUAAGAGAAUGCUUGAGUCCGGUGAUUUGAACUAGAUAU
Molecule: messenger RNA, 1445 nt
Organism: Syzygium oleosum
Lineage: Eukaryota; Viridiplantae; Streptophyta; Magnoliopsida; Myrtales; Myrtaceae
Exons: 1
Coding region: 482-1153 (223 amino acids)
Source: RefSeq, a predicted model, not a curated record